This is a messenger RNA of Ascoidea rubescens DSM 1968, 1140 nucleotides long. Its product is annotated as S-(hydroxymethyl)glutathione dehydrogenase/class III alcohol dehydrogenase. The transcript has a single exon. Gene Ontology annotation, molecular function: S-(hydroxymethyl)glutathione dehydrogenase [NAD(P)+] activity; zinc ion binding. Gene Ontology annotation, biological process: formaldehyde catabolic process. Lineage: Eukaryota; Fungi; Ascomycota; Saccharomycetes; Ascoideales; Ascoideaceae. Gene Ontology annotation, cellular component: cytosol. The coding region runs from base 1 to 1140 and encodes 379 amino acids. The record is from RefSeq and is a predicted model, not a curated record.
AUGUCCACUGUUGGGAAAUCAAUUUUUUGUAAAGCCGCUGUUGCAUGGGAAGCUGGCAAGGAACUAUCAAUUGAAGAGGUUGAAGUGUUGCCACCAAGAGCUCACGAAGUUCGUAUCAAAAUCCACUAUACUGGUGUCUGCCAUACUGACGCCUAUACUUUGUCUGGAGUUGAUCCUGAGGGUGCAUUCCCAGUCAUCUUGGGCCAUGAGGGUGCUGGUAUAAUUGAAAGUGUGGGUGAGGGCGUUACCAACGUCAAGCCUGGAGACCAUGUCAUUGCGUUGUAUACUGCUGAGUGUCGUAAAUGUAAAUUCUGUAAGAGUGGAAAGACCAAUUUGUGUGGAUCAGUGAGAGCCACUCAAGGGUUAGGAUUGAUGCCAGAUGGAACUUCGAGAUUUAGAUGCAAGGGUAAAGAAUUGUUGCACUUUAUGGGGUGUUCCACAUUUUCGCAGUAUACUGUUGUUGCAGAUGUGUCUGUUGUGGCAGUUAAUCCAACAGCUGGUAUGGAUAAAACAUGUUUAUUAGGAUGUGGGUUCACUACCGGAUAUGGUGCAGCCACAAUCACAGCCAAGGUUGAAGCCGGUGAUAACGUUGCUAUUUUUGGUGCUGGAUGUGUUGGAUUAUCAGUUGUCCAAGGUGCUGUUACCAACAAAGCUGGAAAGAUCAUUGUCGUUGACAUCAACAAUAAGAAAAAAGAUUGGGCAUUUAAAUUCGGAGCUACGGAUUUUGUUAACCCAUUGGAAUUACCCAAGGAUGUUACCAUUGUAGACAAGUUAAUUGAAAUGACGGAUGGUGGUUGUGAUUACACAUUUGACUGUACCGGUAAUGUUAAGGUGAUGAGAAAUGCAUUGGAAGCUUGUCAUAAAGGAUGGGGGACCUCGAUUGUCAUUGGUGUUGCAGCAGCUGGCGAAGAAAUAUCAACAAGACCAUUCCAGUUAGUCACUGGUAGAAACUGGAGAGGUUCAGCAUUUGGUGGAUUCAAAGGUAGAACUCAAUUGCCAGGGUUGGUUGAAGAUUAUAUCUCGGGCAAAAUCCAAAUUGAAGACAUGAUCACCCACAGACAUCAAUUGGAUCAAAUCAACGAUGCGUUCCAUGAUAUGCAUGGCGGUGAUUGCAUUAGAGCAGUUGUUGAUAUGAAAUAA